AGUUUGACUUUUGACAGAUUUUGCCCUUAUUGCGAGAAGGAUUACCACUUUUUCUGCCUAAAAAAUCAAAUAAACAGUGAAAAAGUUCAUUUAUUGUGUAUUUCUAGAGGAAUUAAUUGAUUUAGAAAACAUCUUCAUAUAAUCUAACCCCAUUCCUGCAAGAUGGAGGUGGUGUUUGGUCCGAAUUCGGUUGACGAACCGAACCUGCAAUAUAAACUGCAGCGUAAAAUCAAAGUGUUCAAUACCACUGAUCCACUGCCAAACCGAGGAUACAACUUGGUUACUUGUGCCAGCAAGUAUGGCAUUGUUUUCAUUGCUUCACCAGAUGGUCAUUUGACAGUAUAUCACCUACAACAACUAAUUGACAAAGAGUGUGAGCCGCAGCAUACUACAGUGAAGCUACAGGAGAAACCAACCCAUAUUGCUACUAGCUGCGACCAGGAACUGCUGGCGGUCACUGGCGGACAACUACUGUGCAUCUUUAAAGUUACUGACUUCCAAAAUCCAAAUGUAUCACCAGCCCUAACUGUAAGGUGUGAUGUCAACCAAUCCACCUUUGUGUCGGCUUUGCAAUGGAACCCUUGCAUUCCUGAUACCAUCGCCAUAGCCUUCUACGAUGGCACCCUACUUGUAUCACAAGUCAGCACAUCUCAGGUUAAGAAGGCUGCUUCUAAAGCAAGAUGCCUAUGCUGGAGUCCUAAAGGCAAGCAGUUUGUCACCGGCAACAGUGAUGGUACCCUCACCCAGUACAAACCUGACUUAACUCCGGCUAAGACUAUUCCUGCUCCCAAUUUGUUUGAGAAUGCACCCGUGGAAACUUUGGCGGUGUACUGGAUCUCCACCUUCCAGUUUGCUGCGGUCUAUAAAAAUGCUACGGAUAAUAGUCGUCCUGCCGUAACUAUCAUAAACACGCCCAAAGCUGGUCAGCCCAGCUGUCAGAACUACGAAGAUAUUUGCUACAGUAUGGGUUCUAAUAGGCCUUGGUACUACUACCUGCAAGGAUUGGCGCAAUGGAAUAUUAUAAUGUCGGCAUCAUCUAAUGGAAUGGAGAUAGCGACUCUUGGGUCUGCAGAUGGAACUAAUUGGGUGCAGUGGUGUCAGAUUGAUGAAGCGAGGCCGGAGCUGCCUCUAACGGAUAAGAAACAAGAAAACUAUCCCGUAGGCGUGUGUAUUGACACAUGUGCUACACAUCAAAUACAGUGGGACGAAACCAACUUACUACCGCACAUGCCACUCCUGCACGUGGUGUCUCAGACGGGUCUGCUGUCAGUCUUCAACGUGAUCUCCCUGAACAAGCAAGCCGCGCAGGUCUGCUCGCCUCCACAACAACUUGUAUUGCCUGCAGCUGCUAUGACUAGUGUGAUACCAGGCGAAGCUCCCCAAGCGGCCCCUGCCCCCGCGCCAGCUCCGGCCCCCGCUGCGGCCGCCGCCCCGGUUGCACCUGCUCAGCCAAAGCCUCUAUUGCCCCAGCCAACACAAAUGGCGCCUCAGCCACAAUCGCAACCAGCGCCAGUGCCCAGCCAACCAGCCCCACAGUUCAGUAUACUGAACAUACCUAAACCACCAAGUUAUGCACAGUCUCAGUCACAAUUAUUUAGUACAACAGGUGCAGCUCCUGUCCAAACCAUGCCCAAACCGGCUCCAGUAGACGUAAAACCGACACCAGCACCUCAACCAACAGCUCAAGCAGCUGCGCCACAAACUCAGGCCGCAGCUCCCAAACCUCAACCGGCGGUGGCGCAAGAAAACGCCGCGUUAAAGGCAGAACAAGACAAAAUAAAUGAAAUGAAAGUAAACCAGGAGUUAAAGAAUAUGCUCGUCAAAGAAGUCAACGACUUUCAAAUGGAACUGUACAAGUUUAUGGUGAAAACUAAGGAGACUCAGGCUAGGUUACAACGCGACAUAGAUUCAAUCAACGCUAGUUUCAACUACACGUCGCAAGACGCGGAACAGUUGAGGAAGGAAUGUUCCUCCGAUGAACUGCGCAACGCCAUCGUACAGCUCAAGUUGGAACUAGUUCGCGCGUGCGCUGUAGUUGCUGAAGCUCGGACACAUGCUGAAUCUAAGGACAGUUACCAAUGGACGAAAGCGGAUCCCUUAACAACGAAACGAGUGGCGUCUGUGAAGAAGUUAGCUUAUUACGUACAAAAUCAGCUUGAACAAGCGCAGAAAUCACUAGACUUCAAAUGGAAUGAAACUGCGGCUAAAGACCCGCAGUUUAACAAGCCAGGACAGCGCAUGAUACGACCAAUCCUAGACGAUGUGUACCAGCCUUUAGUCAAACAACAAGAGAUACUGAGUCGCCAACAAGCGGUACUACGGACACUAAGGAACACGCUCAACGAAUGUGACGUCACACCCAUGUUCAAAAGUACCUCACUUUUGAGAAGCACACCGUUUAGAAACAAGGAUCCCCUUUCGAAAUUAACGAAGAAUAUCUUAAAUAUGAGUAUUGAUAAUGACAGUAAGAAGAAAGAACCGCUGUUGUCUUCUCAGAAACUAGACGCUCUUAGAGAUAUGUUGUCUAACCAUAAAACUGUGAAGAUAAAGCCAGUAAAUGUCGAAGUGAGACAACACUUGGCUACAAUGAGGAUGAAUUAUGAAAAGAGUAUGAAAGAGAAAGUCCAGCCAAUUAAGACUGAAGUUCUAAGUCCACAGCCUGAUGUUAAACCUCAGGUUAAGCCAGUUCAACAACAACUAUUUAUGCCUAAAGUGGAGCCCAAGAUAGAACCGAAACAGGAGGCCUUCAAGCCGGCGCCUCUCAACGUGCCAUCGUUCACCCCGGUCGGUGGCGUCAAACCCACCAUACCUGGGUUAACUAACGUCGCUCGAACACUCUUUACUGACGAACCCAAACCAGAGCCACCGAAACCUCAACCACAACUGGCCCAGCCGAAGCCGGCAGCCUCUGCCUUCGCAUUCUCCAAUACUCCAGCAUCAGCCGAGACGCGCAGUGUGCUCAAAGAUCUCCUACAGAACAAACAGGCGAAUAAAAAUGAGAGUAAUAAUCUAUUCAUGGGACAGAAAAUAUGUUCGCCGACUUCGUUUUCGUUAACAACAACCGCAGCAACGUCAACGCCUGCACCAACACCGGCGUUCACUUCCAAACCCAUAGCGGACAUCAACAAUAUGUUCAGUAAAUUCCAACCCCCGACAUUAGCACAAGAUAAUAAACAAACUGCCUCAGUCCCAAAAACCCAACCGUUAGUAGCAGAACCGAAACUUCCACCUCAAACCGCAGAACCAAAACCGUUCUCUCAAAAACCUGAAUCAACCUCAAUAUUCGCCAGUCCCAAGUCAAGUGAGACUGGAGAACCAGAAACUGACAGCAAACCAGCAGUAGUUAAAUCAUCGACUAUAAACAAACCCCUUACAAAUCUAUUUCAACUCAAAACGUCCACUCCUGCACCAAGUCCUAUUGUUCCUGAUGUCAUAAAAACUACUAAAGAUGUAAAGACUGAUGGUAAACCUGCUGAGAAAGAAAAGUCUAAGGAGAAUGUUCCUCAAAAUGUAGAAAAUAAAGCUGCACCAAAACCUGCUAGUGAAAACAAAGAAACGCCCAAACCACUAACUGCUCAAACGGGUAAUAGGACAUCUAUAUUUGGGUCGGCACCUCAAGCUGUUGCAACGAGUACUCCUUUAACUAGUCAAAAUGAACCACAAAAAUCUGUAGAAUCUAAAACAGAUUCAUUUAAAGCACCAGAAAAGCCUGUUUCGUCAUCUAAUGCGUCUUCAAUAUUUGGUAGCGCCAAUGUCGUAGCUCCUACAGAAACCAAAUCUCAAACCAGUGUUACAUCUACACAACAAACUUCGAAAUCAGAUACACCGACGUCAGGGUCAGGAUCAACUGCAUCUAAACCUACAUUGAAUAUUAGUGCAGCUUCUUCUACACCUUCAGCCGCUUCUGUGUUCGGAGCAGCGGUGGCUUCACAACCAAAACCUUCGACACCGACAUCCAUAUUUGCGACAGGUGCCACCCCAUCUCCUACUCCCGCUUCCGUCUUUGGAACAUCAUCGCAAGGAUCAAUAUUUGGAAGUACAUCGCCUACAUCUACCACAACUGCUCCUGUAUUUGGUUCCACGGCUCAAUCAGUUUUCGGUAGUGCUAAUAGUACAACCAAACCUUCAGUGUUUAGUACACCUACAUCGACUGAAGCUCCGUCUUCACCUCAGUCAGUAUUCGGUUCAGCUGCAGCUGCAACUACCCAAGCGGGGUCCGUAUUUACAUCGUCCUUCACGCCAUCCCCUGUUUUCGGUUCGACCGCAACCACUACAGCUGCACCGACUUCACCAUCUUCAGUCUUUGGAUCUUCGACUACACAAUCUGUGUUUGGUUCUACGUUAACUACACAAGCUUCUGCAACUACUACAACGCAAUCUGUAUUUGGAACGACCACAGCGACAACUCAAUCAUCUAUGUUUGGCACUGCAGCUUCGAAUGCUGCCAGUGCAUUCACAUCGACGGCUACACCGUCUUCGGGCGCACAGAGCAUAUUCGGUGCCGCAGCUAGUACGACUGCGCAGUCUGUAUUUGGAGGGCAAGGAACUUCUGUUUUUGGGUCAGCACCACCUAACAAGACUGUAUUUGGAACAACAACAACUCAAGCUUCUGUAUUCGGUGCGGCGACCGCUACUACUCAAUCGUCAGUGUUUGGAUCACCUACACCAUCUACUCAAGCGUCGGUUUUCGGUUCUGCUCCAACUACUCAAGCAUCUGUAUUCGGAAGUCCUCCAACGACACAAUCAUCAGUAUUUGGAAGUGCGCCUACUACCCAAGCAUCAGUUUUCGGUAGUGCACCGACUACGCAAGCGUCCGUAUUUGGAAGUGCUCCAACUAGUCAAGCAUCUGUCUUCGGAACUACACCAACGACUCAAGCAUCGGUAUUUGGAAGUACGCCGACUACUCAGGCAUCAGUGUUUGGUGCUCAGCCUACAACAACAGCUCAGGGCUCCCUCUUCGGUGGCGGGGAAGCCAAUUUGUUUGCGGCGGCCAGUAUAUCUACAACCAGCGCACCUUCACAGACCAGUGGCGGCAGUAUCUUUGGAGGAGGUGCCUCGACCGGUUCAGUAUUUGGCGGCGGUGGUAAUACAAACGUUUUCGGUGGUAAGGCUGCUUUUGGCCAGUCCAAUUCCACCGCGGCUGCAAUCUUCGGCGGUGGAGGAGCAACGAGCUUUGGCGAACAGAAACCAGCCACCAACUUCUGGUCUGGAGGCAAUUCUGGGGGAGGAUUCGGGUCUACUGGCUUUGGUCAGCAAGCUACAACGCAAGCGUCGUCAAUCUUUGGCAACACUACGGGCGGUAGCUUUAGUACUCCGUCUCCUGCUGGACAAGCGUUCGGUAGCCCACAAACCCCAGCAUUCGGAUCGCCACAGCAACAAGCAGCUCCUGCCUUCGGUGGUUCGCCUGGGUUCGGUGCGAAGCCUGUAUUCGGCCAGCCUUCUGGUUUCGGGUCUCCACCUAGUGGUGGUGGCUUUGGAUCUUCAUUUGGAGGGUUCAACAAGAGCCCUAGUGGAGGUUUCGGGGCUCCGGCGGCCUUCGGAGGAGGAGCUACGUUCGGUGGAAGUCCGGCCUUUGGAAGUACAUCUCCUGGGAAAAUGUUUGGGGCUGCACAACCUACUGGUUUCGGUCAGCCGACGCAAUCAAACGCUACGUUCGAGAGCUUAGCGACUCAGAACACGUUGACAUUCGGCAACCUGGCGCAGCAGGCGCAGGCGCCGCAACCACAAGCGCCUUCCUUCAACACGUCUCCGUCCUUUACUGGCUGGCGUGGCUAAGAGCUCGACGAGAAGUAUCUCUCAUGAAAAUACCUAUAUAAGCAUAGUGCCAAUAAUAUUCGUAAUGUAUUUAAAUGUUUUAUAGCCAAAUCAUUGUAAUCGAUUGUCUGUAUUCAGUGAAUGAUAUAAUAAAACAUGUAACCAGUUCAA
Messenger RNA from Spodoptera frugiperda (fall armyworm), 5925 nucleotides. RefSeq names its product nuclear pore complex protein Nup214 (gene Nup214). Gene Ontology annotation, cellular component: nuclear pore. Gene Ontology annotation, molecular function: structural constituent of nuclear pore; protein binding. Gene Ontology annotation, biological process: RNA export from nucleus; protein import into nucleus. The record is from RefSeq and is a predicted model, not a curated record. The transcript has 27 exons. Lineage: Eukaryota; Metazoa; Arthropoda; Insecta; Lepidoptera; Noctuidae. Bases 163 to 5775 code for a protein of 1870 amino acids.